GAAAAAAAAAGGUUUAACGAAAACAGUGGUUGGCUGCAAUCUUUCUUUCUGGAGAGUCCAACGGAAAGAACGUGAGAAAGGAAAACAAAAAGAAGACAACUUUCCUUUUUACCAAACACAAAAAAGGAAAAAGAAAAAGGAAAUUAAAUGUUUAAACUCCAUUUUUCUUCUUCUUCUUCUUCCUUUUCUCCUUCUCCUCUCACAAUAAUUAUAAUUUCAAUAAUUUCAAUUUGAUCUUCACGAUUCCAGACCUCAACUUCUAAUUCUUCCCCUCUCCCUACCAUCUAUGAAGGAGUUGGAUGGAUCCUUUUCUCGGUUUCUUCAACCAGCUUCUCCUUCUCAGAUCUUACCUUAUCUCUGGUUAGUUCGAUUGGGGAAAGAUAGCCAUCUGGCAAUUUUAGAGAUCUGGAACUCGUGUUGAUCUCUUGUGUACGAUGAGGACUUUCUUCCCUUCCGAGUCCUGUAAAGAAACGCAGCUUAAUGCUUUCUAUCCGCAGGCUUGGCUCCAGGUUGAAAGGGGGAAGCUUUCUAAACUCUCCUUACACUCCUCUUCUUCGUCCAUAGAAUCUCUUAUCAAGGUCCCUGAGCCACCAAUUCUGCCGUACUUCAAACCUGUUGAUUAUGUAGAAGUUUUAGCUCAAAUUCAUGAAGAACUUGAGUCAUGUCCUGCCCAUGAGAGAUCGAAUCUCUAUUUGCUUCAGUUUCAGGUCUUUAGGGGGCUUGGCGAGGUUAAGCUUAUGCGAAGAAGUCUUCGCUCUGCUUGGCAGAAAGCUAGCAUUGUUCACGAAAAGCUUAUAUUUGGAGCGUGGUUAAAAUAUGAAAAGCAAGGGGAAGAGAUUAUUACUGACUUACUUGCAACUUGUGAAAAAUGCGCACAAGAGUAUGGACCUGUCGAUAUUUCUACCCAAUUCCCUCUAGAUACUGGGGUUGAUGCUGGAAAUCCCUACGACAAUUGUGCAGCUGAUGGGAAACCAAUAUCGAAACAUGUCACUUUUAAAAUUAAUGAUGAGGAUAUUGUUUGUGAUAGGGAGAAAAUUUCUGGUCUCUCAGCUCCUUUUCAUGCUAUGCUUAAUGGAUGCUUCACUGAAUCAAACCGUGAGGUAAUUGAUCUGUCUGAAAACAAUCUUUCCCCAUCGGGAAUGAGGGCUAUAAGGGAGUUCAGCAACACAGGAAACCUGGGUGAAGUUUCUCCAGACCUUUUGUUGGAAAUAUUGAUUUUUGCAAAUAAGUUUUGUUGUGAAAGGCUCAAAGAUGAUUGUGAUAGAAAACUAGCAUCUCUUGCAUCCACUAGAGAAGAUGCUGUGGAGCUCAUGGACUAUGCCCUUGAAGAAAGUUGCCAUAUUCUUGCUGCAUCAUGUCUGCAAACUUUUCUUAAUGACCUUCCUGAUUGCUUGAGUGAUCAUCGCGUGGUGGAUAUAUUUAUGCAUGCUAAUAGAGAACAACGAUCAAUUAUGGUGGGUCAUGCCUCGUUUUCCCUUUAUUGUUUAUUAAGUGAAGUUUUCAUAAACCUCGAUCCUCGAUCAGAGAAUACGGCUUGUUUCCUAGAAAGGUUGGUUGAAUUUGCCGAAACUGAUAGGCAGAGACUCUUUGCUUGUCAUCAAUUGGGAUGUGUAAGGCUCUUAAGGAAAGAGUAUGAUGAAGCCAAACGUCUAUUUGAGGCUGCUUUUAAUGCAGGCCAUAUUUAUUCUGUUGUUGGGUUGGCUCGGUUAAGCCAAAUAAAUGGUAACAAGCAAUGGUCCUCUGACAGUCUGACCUCUGUUAUCUCUACUGGUGUCCCACUUGGGUGGAUGUAUCAGGAGAGAUCAUUAUAUUGUGAUGCCAAUAAAAAAUUGGCAGAUCUUGAGAAAGCAACUGAUUUGGAUCCAACUCUGACUUAUCCCUAUAUGUAUCGAGCUGCUUCCUUAAUGAGGAAACAGGAUGUUCAUGCAGCUCUUGCCGAAAUCAACCGUAUCCUUGGGUUUAAACUUGCACUUGAAUGUUUGGAACUCCGGUUUUGCUUCUACCUUGCUCUUGAAGAUUAUCAAGCGGCAAUCUGUGACAUUCAAGCUAUUCUUACUCUCUCUCCUGAUUAUCGGAUGUUUGAGGGGAAAGCAGCCGCAUCACAACUCAGAACUCUUGUGCGUGAGCAUGUUAGUAAUUGGACAACAGCAGAUUGUUGGAUUCAAUUGUAUGAUAGAUGGUCUUCCGUUGAUGAUAUCGGGUCUCUGUCUGUAAUCUACCAGAUGCUCGAGUCUGAUGCGGCAAAAGGUGUUCUGUACUUCAGGCAGUCCUUGCUUCUUCUACGGUUGAACUGUCCUGAAGCUGCCAUGCGAAGUUUGCAAUUAGCUCGUCAACAUGCAUCCAGCGAACACGAGAGGCUGGUUUAUGAGGGUUGGAUCCUGUAUGAUACAGGCCAUUGUGAGGAAGGGCUCCAAAAGGCUGAGGAAUCAAUUAAAAUUAAGAGAUCCUUUGAAGCUUUCUUUUUGAAGGCCUAUGCACUGGCUGACUCAAGCCAAGACCCGUCUUGUUCUUCUACAGUUAUUUCCCUCCUAGAAGAUGCUUUGAAGUGCCCUUCGGAUAGGUUGCGCAAAGGUCAGGCACUAAACAAUCUGGGAAGUGUUUAUGUUGAUUGUGGGAAGCUAGACUUAGCAGCUGAUUGCUACAUUAAUGCCCUCAAAAUUCGUCACACUCGAGCACAUCAAGGGCUUGCUCGGGUUCAUUAUCUAAGAAAUGAUAAAGCCGCUGCAUAUGAGGAGAUGACCAAACUAAUUGAGAAAGCACGCAAUAAUGCAUCUGCAUACGAGAAGAGAUCUGAGUAUGGUGACCGUGACUUGACCAAAUCAGAUCUAGAUAUGGUUACUCAAUUGGACCCUCUUCGGGUGUACCCAUACAGAUACCGUGCUGCAGUGUUGAUGGAUAGCCACAAGGUAGACGAAGCGAUUGCCGAACUAUCAAGAGCAAUAGCAUUCAAAGCAGACCUUCAUCUUCUACACCUACGAGCGGCAUUCCACGAGCAUACUAAUGAUGUAUUGGGGGCUCUUCGGGAUUGUCGAGCUGCCCUUUCGGUUGACCCAAACCAUCAAGAAAUGCUGGAGCUUCAUAGCCGCGUAAACAGCCAGGAACCAUGAGGGUAGAAGGGGUGAUUUAAACAAAAUGCCAAAGUUGCAAUAUCAUCAGCACCAUGUAUACUAGAGCAUGUGUAUGUAACGACCAUUUCAUAGAUUUUUCCCCCCAUAUUUCAGGUUUUGUAAGUUUAUAUUUGUAAGAUUUUUGGUAAUUAUAAUCAAUUAAUGUAAAAUCAUCUGUUUCCUGUUCUGUGUUCUUAAUGUAUUCUGAUGAAUCAAUGUAAAGCGGCUUCAAACAGUGGGGAAGAAAUCUAAUUAUUUCCAACUCUUGAAAGAAAAGAGAAUUUGGGUUUA
Molecule: messenger RNA, 3398 nt
Organism: Cucumis sativus (cucumber)
Lineage: Eukaryota; Viridiplantae; Streptophyta; Magnoliopsida; Cucurbitales; Cucurbitaceae
Product: ETO1-like protein 1
Exons: 6
Coding region: 435-3107 (890 amino acids)
Biological process (GO): negative regulation of ethylene-activated signaling pathway
Molecular function (GO): protein binding
Source: RefSeq, a predicted model, not a curated record